AUGGCUCAAUUUAUGAUGGAUCUAAAAGCAGAACAUCGCACCAGCCCAUCUCUGUACCCGCCGAUAUCUCCAAAAAUGCUUGAAAUCUAUCGUCCGGAUUCAACGGACUCGGGAGUAUUGGAUCUAUCAAAACGUCGUGAUUCCGUGGACACUCGUAAAACCCCAUCGCCAUACGACAGUUUCAGUGAGGCAGGAUCACCGCCGCUGCAAAGUUCUCCCAUCAACUCUACCAACCAACUGCUGAUGAGCUAUCAUGCUAUUCAUCACCAACAGCGCGAUCUUCCACCGAAGACCAAAAUUCCUUACGAAUCACCGAACCAUUUGGAGCAAGGAAACAGUCUUGCUGCUAGAUUCAAUCCGACUCAAGGAUAUCCCAUCGCUCAUCCGGUGCUUCCGAAGCAGGAAAACUUUCCUCAUCGUCCCGAGAUGAUGCCGUAUCUGUUUCAAUCUGGUGCGAUCCAACAUCAACCGUUUCACCGUAGUCCACUUCAACAAACCCGUGAAACGGAUUCCCUAUCGGAAUCGGGCUCCGAGGGUCAAAUACUAGCGCCAAAUCUUAAGCUGACUCAACUGAAACAGUCACCUGAUCAAACGACUAAUUCACCAGUAGCCAACGGAACCUAUCCGAUGGUUAUUGGCCGCGACGGAAAACUGACACGCCCUUUCAAAGCAUAUCCCCGUGAUCCACUCAGCCUUACUGCCGGUUUCAUGGCCAGCGAUUCCUUACUCGACACAAUGUCCGCCGAGAAGUACAACAUUUUUCGCAAACGUAUGCUCGAACACAUUCGCGCUGCCAAUGGCGGACAGCCAACCGUGUGCAAUCCGAAAAUGCGUCGCCUCAAUAAAUCCCUCAGCGAUGCUUCCGAAACGGAAAGCGUACCGGACAAAAUGUCGGAAAACAACGAACUACCGCAGUCACAGCAGGCCACGCCCUCCGAAGGAAGCAACCCCAGUGAAACGGCGAACGGCAACAGCAGCAAUGGCGCAAACGGAGCGGUGAAAGACGCCGCCUACUACGAACGGCGCAAGAAGAACAAUGCAGCGGCAAAGAAAUCGCGCGAUCGUCGACGAAUCAAGGAAGACGAAAUCACCAUUCGGGCUCAUUUUUUGGAAAACGAAAACAUGCAACUACGCUGCGAACUCGCCGCUGCCAGGAAGCAGCUUGCACUGUACGGCGUCACGACGGUUUCGCCCUGA
Messenger RNA from Malaya genurostris, 1197 nucleotides. It is a transcript of the gene gt, whose product is annotated as protein giant. Bases 1 to 1197 code for a protein of 398 amino acids. The record is from RefSeq and is a predicted model, not a curated record. The transcript is spliced from 2 exons. Gene Ontology annotation, cellular component: nucleus. Gene Ontology annotation, molecular function: DNA-binding transcription factor activity, RNA polymerase II-specific; RNA polymerase II cis-regulatory region sequence-specific DNA binding. Gene Ontology annotation, biological process: regulation of transcription by RNA polymerase II. NCBI's taxonomy places the organism in Eukaryota, Metazoa, Arthropoda, Insecta, Diptera, Culicidae.